Messenger RNA from Punctularia strigosozonata HHB-11173 SS5, 1305 nucleotides. RefSeq lists its product as uncharacterized. Lineage: Eukaryota; Fungi; Basidiomycota; Agaricomycetes; Corticiales; Punctulariaceae. The transcript has a single exon. The record is from RefSeq and is a predicted model, not a curated record. The coding region runs from base 1 to 1305 and encodes 434 amino acids.
AUGACACUUUAUAUAGGAAUCAGCCCUCCUCUGAGCAUAUGUGGCAGGCCUACGGCGGAUGCUCGAAGCACGGCUUUACGGAAUUUGGACCGCGCGGAGAGGCUCAUCUUCCACGGGUACGAAAAAGAUCGGAGCGACGAGGUGCAUCUUUCGCGUUCAGCACCAAAGCUGGUCCGCUGCGUCGUGGAUCUCGAAGGAGGGCGCGUCCCGCACAAUUUCUUGGGUUUAUAUACCCCGCAGUUACGCAGCCUAGAACUGUCGAACACCCGGUUCGAUUGGGACAUGAUUAGCUGCAAAUCGCUCGUUGGAGGCCUGACGCUGUUGAAGCUGGAGAAGCUGCCUAAGGCUUGUUGUCCUAGUGCACGGGAACUCACGGCAGCUCUCAUGUCUAUGCCCGUCCUCCGUGAACUCAAGAUUGACGUGUAUCGGUAUUCCGGCGAUGACACGCCGCGCCCGGUCGUUACGGACGGGCCCAUCGGGGUAGUGGCGCUAGAGCAACUUGUUUCUUUGUCGAUCACGGGCCCGCGCUGGUUGCAGAUUCAGACAUGGCUGGCUCAUAUGAAAGUCGCCCGAACGGCCUGGCUGGUAUUAAAACCGAACCCCUUCCAAUUUGACGUGGUCGAUCCUUCUGCGUUGAUCGCUUUUCUGGAAGACAACGUGAUAUUCGGGGGCGAAGAGGGCGCGGCCGUGCAUCGUCUGGUGUUACACGUGUCCUACACCGCUGUGAACAGGCUCGAUGCGGAUCGGAAAAGGGAUCCGGGCGGGGACUGGCCAUAUUUGCUCCAUCUCGAAGGCUGGUUCGACACCGAUCGCACCCUCCGGGCUCUUUACAAGAUGCGCUACGACGCGAUGGAAUUCCUGGAGCUCAGCUUGCCGCCUUACUUCAAUCCUUUGCACAUUCGGCACAUCCUUCACCGUUCCCCCAACUUACGUGAGCUCCAUCUCCGAGGUCUUGAAACGUGCAACGUGGUCAUGCCCUUCCUCACCGUCGGCACGGGCGAGGAUUCAGACGGGUCAUCGUCGGACAUGCCGCUCCCGGCCCUUGGACGUAUACAGCUGACCGUGCCACAAUACGAACGAGAGGAACCCCACCAGGGCUGCCUGGACCUCCUCGUGGCUCGAUUUCACGCGUCCGGUCCAGCAUUCGAGCUCGUCCUCCAAGGUGUUCAGCACUUGCCACGACGGGAGUUGCGUAGGGUCCGCCGAGCGGUCGGCGACGCGGAGAUGCUGUAUAUGCGGAACAGCGGCACCCUGUACGUUAGGAAAGGGGAUUGUGCAUUGCUCCCCCAAGACCUCGCUUACUAG